UUGUUUGAAAUAAUGGAAAACAGAAAUUAUACCUCAGAUUUCAUUCUGCUAGGACUCUUCAAACACACAGGAUACCACCUCUUCCUCUUCGUGUUGAUGUUGACAAUUGUCUUAAUCUCCCUACUGGUCAAUGCCCUCAUGAGCUUCCUGAUUCACCAGGACUGCUGGCUUCAUACACCCAUGUACUUUCCACUGAGUCAACUCUCCCUCAUGGACAUGAUGCUGAUUUGCACUAUUGUGCCCAAAAUGGCUGCUGACUACUUGACUGGAAAUAAGUUCAUCUCCCCUGCUGGCUGUGGCUUCCAGAUCUUUCUCUUGCUCACACUAGGUAGUGGAGAGUGCUUCCUUCUGGCAGCCAUGUCCUAUGACCACUAUGUUGCUGUAUGUCACCCUCUGCGAUAUUCUGUCCUCAUGAGCUGGCAAGUAUGCCUGAGAAUGAUUUUGGGGUCUUGGUUUCUGGGAGCAGCUGAUGGGUUCAUGCAGGCUGCUGCUACUCUAAACUACCCAUUUUGCAAAUCACAUGAGAUUGAUCAUUUUUUCUGUGAGGCCCCCAUGCUGGUGCACUUGGCUUGUGCUGACACAUCUGUCUUUGAGUAUGCCAUGUACUUCUGCUGUGUGUUAAUGAUCCUGGUCCCGUUUUCUCUCAUCCUGACCUCCUAUAGUCUCAUCCUAGCUGCUGUUCUCCACAUGCGAUCCACAGAAUCCUGCAAAAAGGCUUUUGCCACCUGCUCAUCACUUUUGGCUGUAGUGGGACUCUUUUAUGGAGCUGCUAUUUUUAUAUACAUGAGACCCAAAUCCUACGGGUCAGCUAACUAUGACAAGUUUGUGUCAGCCUUUUAUACAAUUUUCACUCCUGCACUGAACCCCCUCAUCUUCAGUCUGAGGAACAAUGAUGUGAUGGAAGCAUUGAGAAGGUGUAUGCACGAAUUUGUUGUCUUUAAUCAUAACUAA
This is a messenger RNA of Choloepus didactylus (southern two-toed sloth), 951 nucleotides long. Its product is annotated as olfactory receptor 2T8-like. Gene Ontology annotation, cellular component: membrane. Gene Ontology annotation, molecular function: olfactory receptor activity; G protein-coupled receptor activity. The transcript has a single exon. The record is from RefSeq and is a predicted model, not a curated record. Gene Ontology annotation, biological process: G protein-coupled receptor signaling pathway. The coding region runs from base 13 to 951 and encodes 312 amino acids. NCBI's taxonomy places the organism in Eukaryota, Metazoa, Chordata, Mammalia, Pilosa, Megalonychidae.